Molecule: messenger RNA, 3676 nt
Organism: Anopheles cruzii
Lineage: Eukaryota; Metazoa; Arthropoda; Insecta; Diptera; Culicidae
Product: E3 ubiquitin-protein ligase Topors-like
Exons: 3
Coding region: 1-3546 (1181 amino acids)
Biological process (GO): protein monoubiquitination; protein polyubiquitination
Molecular function (GO): ubiquitin protein ligase activity
Source: RefSeq, a predicted model, not a curated record
AUGGAGGAAGUGGUCGCCGUAGCCGUGGAUUGUCCUCCGACACCGGAGAUACUGCCACUGACGACUACACCACCGCCACCGUCGCAGUUACAGGUAGUGUACAGUUCGUCGUCGGAAGAAGCCGAUGAAUCAGCCGACGGGCGUAGCUCCCCUCCGCCAAAGUGCGCAAUUUGUUUGGGAAAAUGUCGCCAGAAGGCGUACGCGAACUCGUGUCGACACCAGUUCUGCUUCCGGUGUCUGCUGGAAUGGAGUAAGGUUAAACCGGAAUGUCCGCUGUGCAAGCAGCGCUUCAACUCGAUCGUACACUACAAAUCGAUCAACUGCUACGAGGAACACAUGAUACAGACAUCGAACCCGCUGGAACAGUCACUGCCGCGCGAGGCAGACUUUUACCGUCGACUAAACUUUUACGUUUCCGAUUUGCCCCGCAUCACGUACCAUGCCACGCUGCACAUGCCAACGAGCCAGAGCGAACUGAUGCAGCAACUGUUCAUGCACCAGUCGAGCGAUGUGCGACGGUUUAUUCGCGAGUUUGGCGACCAAGUGGUUCCGACUCGCCAGAACAGCAUCGCCUGGCGACAGUUCAUCUAUCGACAGCGGCUCUACGCUCGCCCGCUGCCGGAUGUGAAUGGGCGUUUCCGGGUCAGCUCGGCGCAUUUUUAUCUUAUGCAUCCGGCCCAACUGCAUCGCAUCCUGCCCUGGGUGGAACGCGAGGUGUACGCCAUGGAAACCAUUGCACCGACUAUGUCCCCACCGAUGGCAACGCGGAUGGGGUACCUGCUGAAUUCGUUCGAUAUCGACUCGCCCGACUUUCUGCGCGCCUUGGCCCCGUACGUCUGUUCCAGCUUUCGCGAGCACUUUCGGCACGAGCUCUCCAACUUUGCCCGCUCACCGUACGACAUGAUUGGCUACGAUCAAUGCGUCCAGUACGAGCCGCGCUUCAAUCACCGCCCAAAUCAGCAUGUGAUUCUGUCGUCGUCGGAUGAAGAGCUAGACUCGGAGCAAGUGGAUGACGGUGCCGUCAAUAUGUCCGAACCCGUCGCCAGCACGUCGUCGUCGUCGUCCAGUAAUAGUACCGGAACCGGUCAGGGGAGUACUAGCGGCACUGGUGGCCGUGGACGAGCCGGGCGCACUCAGUUUCGCUUCGAAGCGCGUUCGACUAACGAAACUGUCAUCAUGACAGGCACGCUUCGUGAGACUCGGGCCGAGGUGGAGGCAUUUCACGCAGCAGCAUCCACGCCGGUUAUCGAACUGAACGACAACUCGGACAGCCCCGGAUCGGUCUCUGUUUCUGCUGCGGCAGCAACGACGACAACGAGUACCCUUCGGGAUGGUGACAAUAUUUCGCUAUCCUCGAGCGAUUCCGACGAUUGCCAGUUCGUGUUGGCACAGAAACCUCCGCAUCUCCGAACGCCGGACCAUGUGGUUGACCUAGAAUCGGACUACGACAGUGAUGUGGUGUUUGUGGCCGUCGAAUCGGCCGGCAAUCAGCCCGCAACGACGAAUGGCGACGCGUCGGAAAAGCACUCUCUACCCCUGCCAAAGAGUGACCUUAGCUGCGAGUACAACAAUGGUGCAUCGACCAGCUCCGGGUACCACGGGGGCGCUGGGUCUAGCGGGAGUGGCACCAGCAUGCGCGACAAUCACUACACACGGUCCCGGGUGAAUCGUUACACGGGCGGAAUGGGAGUGAAGAGUAUCUACGAAGAGAGCGACAGCGACGAAGACGAGGACGACAAUGAGGACGGUGAACUGUACACAGCUUCCCCACGGUCCCCGGCGUCAGGCUCUUCGGUCUGUUCGUCCAAUUCCUCUUCCUGUCCUAACACGGUUUGCACGGUCACUUCGCACGACAAGGUCGUGUACAACUUGCGUACAUCGGUUACCACGGUAACGCGGGGACGCAAGAGAAAACGAAACAGCCGGAAAACAAAGCAGUCCGGGACUAAGAAAGUUUGGCGCACACGGCAAAGAAGCACUAGCAGCAGUAGCAGCAGCACCAGCAGCAGCAGCGAUGGCGAUGGUAGUAGCAGCCGAAAGAAUGUCUCCACCGGAAGCAGCAACUCUAGCGACAGUACCCGUAGCAGCAGUGCCACCAGCAGCAGUAGUAGCAGCACAAGCAUCACAAGCAUUACCAGCGCCAGCGCCAGUUCUGCCAGCAGCGAGUCCCAUUCGGUGGAGCCUUCCGUCGUGGUUAAGACCAGUGGCGAUGGUCACCGAAUUCGCUUGUCGACGAACUGGGUCACUUCAAAGAACAAAAAAAAUGGGAAAAAAGAUUCCAAAGCGGAAGCAGCUUCCCGUGCCAAACCGAAAACCACUCGCCGUGGCAACGCGAAGAAAAAGGGUGCCCAAAGCAAAGCAGCGCGUCCUCCCAAAGCGGCUCCCAAAAAGGCGAGCGCAGCAAAGAGCAACACCGAGCAACCGAGUGGUCGCAGCAAACGGGGGAAACUUUCCCAGAAACGGCCCGAGGAACAGAACGCCUCUCCAGCGGUACCCAUGGAAACGGGAAGCUCCCAGGAAAAAGGAGUGAAAAAGAUCGGACAGUAUUUCGUCCAAAUUCAGCCCUCCAGCUCGCCGACAACCGAGAUCGCUUCGGACGAUGACACUAAUACGCCUGGUGGUGGCCGAAAGCGAAAACUUAGCAGGGUCAUCAUCAAGCGGUACCAUCAAGACGAUCAACCCGGGCCGCAGACAAAAGAAACAGACACAUCGGCCCCGCCCGGCCCCGAGUGUUCAUCGGCAAAACGUACAAAAUCUGAAGAUCCGAUAGCAUCUUGCGCUCCGAAUGGCACCACGGUCGAACCGACGCCCGGUUGCAGUCGGAAUACGGUGAUAGCCAAAACGGAACUGAUUGACGCGCCAUCCGCAUCGGGCAGUGAUUCGGACUCGGAUGCUACGGCAGUGGGAACCUGGCAGGAUACGGCGAGUGGAACCGCGGCGUCCGUCAUUGUAAGCACAUCACAGUUGGCCCAACCAACGGUCAGCGAUUCAGCAGCAGAGCUGCAGUUGCCACUAAUGCCGGAUCACGAACAGCUUUUGGAGGACGCAAAUUCCGUGGCGCUAGAUACGCUUUUGCGCUUUUCCCCCACCUUACACUGGGCCUCCGCUGAUCCUCCACCGAUCGAGGACCACCUUUCGAUCUCCGUGUCCGACACCCUCUCUCCGGAAACGUUCUCGACGAUAACGUUUUCCCCCUCGUCGACUUCGGUGUCACCGUUGGCCGCGAUGUUGGCCAUCCCGUCCUCUUCGGUGCCCGAGCUAAUCGACGGGAUCGGUUCGCUGGCUUCCGCUUCGCAGCUCCCGUCGUCUGUCGUGGGUGCAGCGACGAUCGACGGCGCGAUUGAUGAACUCAUGUCCAUCAUUCCCGCUGACGCAUUCAACAACACUCAAGCGUCCCUCACAGGAGACGGGCCCGCCGGUGGUAUCGAGGCGACCGAGUCGAGCUCUGGCGCGUUAUCGUCCUGCGCACCGCUUCCUCCCGAACACGAACCAACCAAUCUGCCUGGCGUGCAAAGUAUAGUCGCAGGGUCCGAGGUAGAGCUGUGAGAUUUGCUACGGAUAAUCGAUUUCAUCGAUUGGUAGUGACCAUCGGGCGGGGACAAACUGUGGCAAGGGUAGGUCCAUCUGGUUGGAGCGCUUUGUGUUCAUUCACUAUUCUUAUGUGUUUUGUCUUUCA